CGACUGCUCGAUCCGGCAGUCGUUUCUCGAACGCUUUUGUUGAUUUUUACCUGAGUUUGUCUUCGAGAAGCCGUCGAGCAAUGCGUGAGAUCGUUCAUAUCCAGGCUGGUCAGUGCGGCAAUCAAAUCGGUGCCAAGUUCUGGGAGGUGAUUUCCGAUGAACACGGCAUCGAUCCUACCGGUGCUUACGUUGGAGAUUCUGAGCUCCAGCUCGAACGUAUCAACGUCUACUAUAAUGAGGCUGCAGGAGGCAAAUACGUGCCCCGCGCCAUCCUCUUGGAUCUUGAGCCCGGUACAAUGGAUUCAGUCAGAUCUGGGCCUUUCGGCCAACUCUUCAGACCGGACAACUUCAUUUUCGGCCAGAGCGGAGCCGGAAACAACUGGGCGAAAGGACAUUACACCGAGGGCGCCGAAUUGGUCGACUCUGUCUUGGAUGUCGUGAGGAAAGAGUCCGAGUCUUGCGAUUGUCUGCAAGGCUUCCAAUUGGCCCACUCACUCGGCGGCGGUACCGGUUCCGGUAUGGGGACCCUCCUAAUCUCCAAAAUUCGUGAAGAAUACCCCGACAGAAUCAUGAACACCUUCUCAGUCAUGCCAUCGCCCAAGGUGUCUGACACCGUUGUCGAGCCCUACAAUGCCACACUGUCAGUCCAUCAACUGGUAGAGAAUACCGAUGAAACAUUCUGCAUCGACAAUGAAGCCCUUUACGAUAUCUGCUUCCGGACCUUGAAACUUACCACACCGACCUACGGUGACUUAAACCACUUAGUAUCGGUCACCAUGUCCGGUGUGACAACCUGCCUCCGUUUCCCUGGACAGCUCAACGCCGAUCUCAGAAAGCUCGCUGUCAACAUGGUCCCCUUCCCUCGACUCCACUUCUUCAUGCCUGGUUUCGCUCCACUCACCGCUCGUGGAUCCCAGCAGUAUCGAGCUCUAUCCGUGCCCGAGCUCACACAGCAGAUGUUCGACGCCAAGAAUAUGAUGGCCGCCUGCGAUCCGAGACACGGCCGCUACCUGACGGUCGCUACCAUUUUCAGAGGACGCAUGAGCAUGAAAGAAGUGGACGAACAAAUGCUGAAUGUGCAAAACAAGAACUCGUCCUAUUUCGUCGAAUGGAUUCCCAACAACGUGAAGACUGCCGUCUGUGACAUCGCCCCUCGUGGCUUGAAGAUGGCCGCCACAUUCAUCGGGAACUCGACCGCCAUCCAAGAACUGUUCAAGAGAAUCUCCGAGCAAUUCACCGCCAUGUUCCGCAGGAAAGCUUUCCUCCACUGGUACACAGGCGAGGGAAUGGAUGAGAUGGAGUUCACGGAGGCGGAAUCCAACAUGAACGACCUCGUCUCCGAAUACCAGCAAUACCAAGAGGCCACCGCCGACGACGAAGCUGAGUUCGACGACGACGAGCUCGAGCAAAAUUGA
Molecule: messenger RNA, 1415 nt
Organism: Galendromus occidentalis (western predatory mite)
Lineage: Eukaryota; Metazoa; Arthropoda; Arachnida; Mesostigmata; Phytoseiidae
Product: tubulin beta chain
Exons: 7
Coding region: 81-1415 (444 amino acids)
Biological process (GO): microtubule-based process
Cellular component (GO): microtubule
Molecular function (GO): GTPase activity; structural constituent of cytoskeleton; GTP binding
Source: RefSeq, a predicted model, not a curated record